Molecule: messenger RNA, 589 nt
Organism: Colletotrichum godetiae
Lineage: Eukaryota; Fungi; Ascomycota; Sordariomycetes; Glomerellales; Glomerellaceae
Product: complex 1 protein
Exons: 4
Coding region: 238-549 (103 amino acids)
Cellular component (GO): mitochondrion
Source: RefSeq, a predicted model, not a curated record
AGAUGAUUCAGUUCCACAAUGGGCAACCCUCUUUCACCGAACUGAGAGCUGUUGCUGUGCCAGACCCAGACCCUUGCUGAGCCGGGCGCUGGCGACAAGUCCCGAAGUUUCCCCGUCUUGACCUCAUCCACUCCGAAAAGUUUCCACACCUCACCCCGGGCCACCAAUUGGCUUUGAAAGCAUGAAAGCGCAGCACUUUCAUUUGAUAUAGUCGGAUCCUCCCAUUACUUGGCCCUAAUGCCCUUCAAAACUCCCCUGUGGUCUAUUGUCCGCAGCUACUCUACCAGGCCGGCCAGGUCGCGGCUCGGGAAGAAGGCUUUGAGUCUGGAUCAUUUCCUCCAGAGAUCCCGUGUCCUAUCCCUCUACCGUGAAAUCAUCCGCGGCACACGCCGCAUCGCGGAUCCAAACACCCGCGUCGAGUCGAGACGAUACGCCCGCGAUGAGUUUGAGCGUCACCGAGAUGUGACGGAUCUCGGACACAUCCGCUAUCUCAUUUCAACAGGCAAGACGGAGUGGCAAGGCAUGGAGCGAUACGUCGACGGAAUGUAGACUCUCAUCAUUGUAAAACCAAAAUAGAAUCUCUGUAUAA